UGCUGUAAAAUGAAACGGAAGCGCUGUUUACCUGCGGUUUUUUGUGUGAUUUGCUUUUCCAUCUUGAUCGCCUGGGUCAUGGGAGAUAUUUUCCGGCAGCAGUCUUCUGGUGCCGUCAUCGAUGCCGAUGAAAAUGAUACGAUGUUGGAUGCUGUUGAGUUGGAUUAUGCAGAUGAGCAAGUGACAGCAGCCCGAACCAGUGGAUUCGCUGUAGCAAUCGAUCAUUCCUGUACGCUGACUGGAGAGUGCAAGAUUGUUUGCAAAGGAAUGGAUGUGAAGGUGAUUUCGGGAAAAAUCCGGAAAAUUCUAGCGGACCUGCUAUGCAGUGAUAUCAUCCUUAUCAUCGACAACCUUUUCGUAGAGGACGAAAGAAUCUCCAACAGCUGGCUCGAUCUGGACGUGGACAUAAACAUCGAUCAACUGGAACUGAAAGCCUCGCAAAUAAUCGAGAUCGCACCGGGAUCAUUUGACGCUGGUUGCCUGUACGGAACAUCCACUCUAACAUUGGACUCGCUGCAAAUCACUCGCUUGGAGGGCUACACAUUUAUCGGCUUGUCUCAGCUGAAAGUGCUGAAUCUGAAGAAUCUGCCGCUAAAGGUCGUAGAACCGUACGUGCUGGGUCCGAUGGUGUUCUCUCUGACGAGGCUAACAGUCGACGGAUGUUUGAAUUUAGUGAGCCCAGCACCGUUCACGGGAUCAUUGAAGCUUCACAACUUGGCGACUGUUUCGUUCGAGAACAACGUAUUCGAGAAUGUUAUCAGCAGUGACAGUUUUGCGAUGCUUCCAAAAUUAACAAAUUUGUAUUUGAGAAAUUCACGAAUUAAUUCACUGCCGAAAGGCGUGAUCGAGAGCAUCAACGCAACGGUUAAACUGAUUAAUCUGGAAAGAAACAAAUUGAAAACUUUGGAUGAGGGAGUUUUCGAUAGUGUGUUGGAUAAGAGCGUUAAAAUUUUACUCAACGGGAAUCCGUUUGUGUGUGAUUGUGGUUUGAGUUAUUUACAGGACCUAAUUGUAUCGUACCCUGGCAUGUUCGACAAUGUUACAUGUGACAAUCCAGCUGAUCUAGCUGGUGAAUUAGUAGCAUCAGUCGACAUUUGUAAAUCAACCGUAAGUCCUAUAGUAACUCCAGGUGAGCCCUCGACAGAACCGCCAGAAACAACGGACACCACAUGGACUACAGAUAGCAGGUCUUCGUAUCCCACAUCAACAGGGCCAACUACAACUAUCGGAAAACCAACACACAGGCCAACAGACCCUCUGACUACAGAAACUAUAACCCCUACCAGACCACCAUAUAGCACAUUUACUCCGCCCUAUACAAAUUCAACUUCUUCCGAAAGCUCUUCUCAGCCAUCGCCGUCACCUACUCCUGAACCUACUCCUUCAUCAACCAGCUCCACGUAUGCUCCAUCUUCAACUGAGGUUAAUCUGUACGCUCUACAGUGUUUAUCAACAGCUGUGACGUCUAUCAACGUUUUCCAAACAUCAGAAAUCAAUAUCCACAAACGGUCCAAAACCUUCGUGGUAUCGGAUGCACAGGAGGGAGCCGUUGAAGUACUGCUCGAACAGUACUAUCCCAACUCGCUCAUUCUUUGGUUCUACGACACAUCUUCGAGUACCGUAUUUCCAAUUAACAUCGAGGAUAGUUCAAAUUGUGCCGAAAUCAGUGGACGAACCGUUCGUAUCACAAACCUUGCUCCGAAUAAAAAUUAUAUUUUCUGCAUAUUCUACAUGAACGAAAUCAGCAUUUCACCAUUCGAUUGCUUACCACACAAACUAUUGCCGACUUAUGGACAGCGUAGCUGGCUAACCGAAGAUGAUAAAAUUAUCGUGAUUAGUAUUCUGAUUUCCUCCGUACUGGUUGCCAUUUUGACUGGCAUCGUGAUGACGUAUUGUUUUAUCAAUAGUUUCACGACGUACAAAAAAGCAUGCCGCAAUAUGUCGGCGGAUCUACGAUUGAACAAAAGCGCCACCAACCAGUGUUACAUGACGCCGGUUGCGGCCGAACAAACGGAAAGACUCCGCCAUAAGCGCAGCGUGUCUGAUAGCAGUGUUGAAAGUGGUCGCAGCUAUGUAUCGGCCGUUGUCCCUGCUACUCAGUUCCAGUACAUUUCCUGGAAGAUGGAAAAUCGUUCGCGUCCCUCGAUGGAGUACUACCCGAAAGAUCCUCCCCCGCCGCCGUUACCACCGCACCCAAGCAAGCGAUUGAAGAAGCAAAAGUCGGAAAUUAAGAUCAACUUCCAGGAAGUUUACGAUGACCCCACCAGCACCAGCUAUACCUCCUGCCCACCGAUGAAGGUGCACCCGGGGAAGCACUAGACGUUGGUGGGGUGUUUCGUUUUUGAAUGAUGUAUUGAACUUUUAGGUCGCUGCUGGUUUGACAUAUUUUAUGCUUUGAGAACAGUUUCUGGUUAAACAAGUUCAGCGUGUUUCGGUUGCGCAACGGGCUAUCAGUCAAUGAAGGUCAGAAUAAAAAUGUUCGGGAAGAUCUGGCGUAUGUUUCUCCGCAAAUGGUUUUUAUCCACAGAAAAAAUGUAAAAGUUCAUUCGAGUAGUGUUAUUAACUAAC
Topomyia yanbarensis is the source of this 2568-nucleotide messenger RNA. RefSeq lists its product as uncharacterized. The record is from RefSeq and is a predicted model, not a curated record. Gene Ontology annotation, molecular function: protein binding. Lineage: Eukaryota; Metazoa; Arthropoda; Insecta; Diptera; Culicidae. The transcript is spliced from 5 exons. The coding region runs from base 10 to 2319 and encodes 769 amino acids.